Molecule: messenger RNA, 2616 nt
Organism: Phyllopteryx taeniolatus (common seadragon)
Lineage: Eukaryota; Metazoa; Chordata; Actinopteri; Syngnathiformes; Syngnathidae
Product: WD repeat-containing protein 48
Exons: 18
Coding region: 89-2122 (677 amino acids)
Biological process (GO): protein deubiquitination; double-strand break repair via homologous recombination
Molecular function (GO): ubiquitin binding
Source: RefSeq, a predicted model, not a curated record
ACUCAUUACCCAUAGAGCUUAGCGGCACGUGUUUUUUCUGCAUGUGUCCCGGAUGUAGCAUCACACGAAUUGACUGUCAACAUGCAAGAUGGCCACGCAUCACAGGCAAAAUGCUGCUGGGCGGAGGAAAGUACAGGUAUCUUACGUCAUUAGAGAUGAGGUGGAGAAGUACAACAGAAAUGGGGUGAAUGCUCUCCAACUCGACCCUGCGUUGAACCGCCUCUUCACUGCUGGAAGGGACUCCAUCAUCCGGAUAUGGAGUGUCUACCAGCAUAAACAGGACCCGUAUAUUGCUUCAAUGGAACAUCAUACAGACUGGGUCAAUGACAUAGUUCUUUGUUGCAAUGGGAAAACAUUGAUAUCUGCUUCCUCGGAUACGACAGUUAAAGUAUGGAAUGCGCAUAAAGGCUUUUGCAUGUCAACGUUACGAACACACAAAGACUAUGUGAAAGCCUUAGCCUAUGCUAAGGACAAGGAACUGGUGGCAUCGGCAGGGCUCGACAGACAGAUAUUUCUGUGGGAUGUCAAUACUCUUACAGCACUCACUGCUUCCAACAACACUGUCACCACUUCGUCACUCAGUGGGAACAAAGAUUCAAUCUACAGUCUGGCAAUGAACCAGAUGGGCACAGUGAUAGUGUCUGGAUCCACAGAAAAGGUGCUGAGAGUGUGGGAUCCACGAACAUGUGCAAAACUGAUGAAGCUAAAAGGCCACACAGAUAAUGUCAAGUCGCUGCUUUUGAAUCGGGAUGGCACUCAAUGCCUGUCAGGCAGUUCAGAUGGAACAAUUCGUCUGUGGUCCCUUGGUCAGCAGCGAUGCAUUGCAACGUACCGUGUGCACGAUGAAGGCGUUUGGGCCCUGCAGGUCAAUGAGGCUUUCACGCAUGUCUAUUCUGGAGGUCGAGACAAGAAGAUCUAUUGCACAGACCUGCGCAACCCGGACAUCCGUGUUCUCAUCUGUGAGGAGAAGGCUCCAGUGCUAAAAAUGGAACUGGACAGAUCUGCUGACCCACCUCCUGCUAUCUGGGUCUCCACCACCAAGUCAUCUGUUAAUAAAUGGUCUCUCAAGGGAAUGCACAACUUCAGAUCAUCAGGGGAGUACGACAAUGACUGCAGCACCCCCCUAACGCCACUGUGCACACAGGCAGACCAAGUCAUCAAGGGAGGUGCAAGUAUUAUACAGUGCCACAUUCUGAAUGACAAGCGGCACAUACUUACCAAAGAUACCAACAACAACGUUGCUUUCUGGGAUGUCCUGAAGGCUUGCAAAGGUGAAGACCUAGGCAAAGUGGAGUUUGAUGAGGAGAUUAAAAAGCGUUUCAAGAUGGUCUACGUGCCAAACUGGUUCUCAGUUGAUUUGAAAACUGGGAUGCUCACCAUCACACUGGACGAGAGCGACUGCUUCGCUGCCUGGGUGUCGGCAAAGGACGCGGGUUUCUCAAGCUCUGACGGAUCCGACCCAAAAUUAAACUUAGGUGGACUGCUGCUUCAGGCUCUGCUGGAGUUCUGGCCCAGAACUCGCAUCAAUCCCAUGGAUGAGGAAGAGAACGAAGUGAACCAUGUGAAUGGAGAGCAGGAGAACCGGAUCCAGAAAGGAAAUGGAUACUUCCAGGUGCCGCCACACACACCGGUUAUCUUUGGGGAAGCAGGAGGCAGAACUCUUUUUAGGUUGCUUUGUCGAGAUUCAGGCGGAGAGACUGAGUCCAUGCUGCUGAAUGAGACUGUUCCUCAAUGGGUCAUUGAUAUAACUGUAGAUAAAAACAUGCCCAAGUUCAACAAAAUUCCAUUCUACCUCCAGCCUCAUUCAUCCUCUGGUGCGAAAACGCUGAAAAAGGACCGUCUUUCAGCCAGUGACAUGCUGCAGGUGAGGAAGGUGAUGGAGCACGUGUAUGAGAAGAUCAUCAACCUGGACAACGAGUCUCAGACCACCAGCUCCUCUGCCAACGAUAAGCCCGGGGAGCAGGAAAAGGAGGAGGACAUGGCCAUGCUUGCUGAGGAGAAGAUAGAGCUAAUGUGUCAAGACCAGGUUCUGGAUCCAAACAUGGACCUGCGAACAGUGAAAUAUUUUAUCUGGAAAAGUGGCGGGGACUUGACACUUCACUAUAGGCAGAAGUCCACGUGAAAGUUAAACUUGAACAAUCAAGAUUCUUUUUUUUUUUGUUUUUUUUUGUUUGUUUUUGUUUGUGUCAUUUGCCAAUUGCCACCCAUCAGACAUGUCAUAUCCUGAAGUCCAUUCAUGGUCAAACGGUUGUAGUAUGCACAGGGGUUUACUGAGAUAUUUCCAAGGAUGUGUCCAACGGAACAUAACAAGCUGGAGCAGUCAAGAGACAAGAUGUUUUUUUUUUGUUUUUUUUUAAAAACAGUUUGAAGAAUGGACUAAAACCUUUGGUUGUUUUUUUUUUUUUUUUUACAUCUUUGACUGCUAUGUUUAUUAUAAACUGCUGUGUGUGCGUAGAAUGCUAUAGUACAUUCCAGACCUAUCCUUGUUCUAAAAACACUCCACAGUGUCAACGGUAUCUCUGGUUUUGAACGCCCACGCUCUCUGGAAGCAUCACAGUCGCGCAUCCUCACUUGAACGUAACCUUGACUUCUAAUUAUGACAGAGCUUGAACGUCA